AUGGGAGCAGUUGGAGACCCAGUUCCUGACGUAGUUCACAGUGAGCCAAAAACACUAGAAAACUUUGGCCAGCCUCAUGCAAAUGAAGACACAGGGAAACAGAGGAACCACAACAACUAUUGCGAGUUCCAUAGGGACCACAGCCAUGACACGGACAAUUGCAUCGACCUCGACAACCACAUCGAGGACCUGAUCAAGCACGGGUACCUCGGUGGAUUCGUCGACAAGAGCGAGAAGCCAGCACAAGAGGAGUCGCGCAUAGAAAAUGUUCGGCCACCACCCCGAGCUCCUCCCGCUAGCGUGAUUCAUGUGAUAUCAGGAGGGAUUGUCGCGAGAGGAGAAAGCAGCUUAGGGCGUAAGAAGUACACGCAUUUGUGCGAGAUCGACAACCAGGGACAGAAGAAGAGGCAAGACGACCCGGUCACCUUCACCGAUGACGACCUCCAAGGGGUCCAAACCCCACACAAUGAUGCCUUGGUGAUCACAACCAAGGUUGCCAACUUCGAAGUGUGGCGCAUUCUGGUUGACACAGGUAGCUGCGUCGAUGUCCUCUUUGAAGAAGCAUUCGAGAAGCUCGGCAUCGACAAGGACCACCUCACCCCCGUCAACACUCCUCUGAUGGGUUUCUCCGGGGAGUCUCUCAUGUUGACUAGGAGGAUAACCCUCCCCCUUUUGAUCGGAGAUGGCGACAUCACUGCAACGACCAUGGUGGAUUUCUUUAUAGUUUGUUGCUCCUCAUCCUACAACGCCAUCCUCGACAGGCCGACACUCAAUUCUCUAUAG
Molecule: messenger RNA, 783 nt
Organism: Nelumbo nucifera (sacred lotus)
Lineage: Eukaryota; Viridiplantae; Streptophyta; Magnoliopsida; Proteales; Nelumbonaceae
Source: RefSeq, a predicted model, not a curated record